Bombina bombina (fire-bellied toad) is the source of this 4811-nucleotide messenger RNA. RefSeq names its product acyl-CoA synthetase long chain family member 3 (gene ACSL3). Gene Ontology annotation, cellular component: lipid droplet; plasma membrane; endoplasmic reticulum. Bases 159 to 2288 code for a protein of 709 amino acids. Gene Ontology annotation, biological process: long-chain fatty acid metabolic process; long-chain fatty-acyl-CoA metabolic process; neuron differentiation. Lineage: Eukaryota; Metazoa; Chordata; Amphibia; Anura; Bombinatoridae. Gene Ontology annotation, molecular function: long-chain fatty acid-CoA ligase activity. The record is from RefSeq and is a predicted model, not a curated record. The transcript has 15 exons.
UGCGUGUUCACGUGCAGUGUCACCGGUGCCGCUCCGAAAUCUUGUCUGUUUCAGCUGCGUGUAUCAUCACAGCUGGGAACCGUGAGUGAAUACCCGGUCUAUCCAUCUUCUCUCAGUGAACGGUUUUCUUCUUGUGGCAUUCCCCCACAUCUUCUAAAAUGGAGAUAAGGGAAGAUAUUAAUCCAGUCCUUCGCAACAUCCUGCAUUUCCUGAUGUGGCUUUAUGGCAUUAUUUCAUUUGUUCCCUGGUUCUUACUCUCAGGUGCAAGAGAGAGGCAGAGCCUUGCAAAUCGGGUAAAAGCUAAACCUUUGAAAGACAAUCCAGGAAACCCUUACCGAUCCGUGGACAGCUUCAACACCCUGGCCUCCUCUCUUUACCCUGGUUGUGAUACGCUGGAUAAGGUUUUUAAAUAUGCUACAGACAAGUUUAAAGACAAAAACUGUCUUGGAACUAGGGAAGUGAUAAUAGAGGAAGAUGAGGUGCAGCCUAACGGAAAAAUUUUCAAAAAGGUGAUUUUGGGCAUGUAUAACUGGGUCUCGUAUGAAGACGCCUACACAAUAGCUUCACAGUUUGGAAGUGGACUUGCUGCCCUUGGUCAGAAGCCCAAGGCAAACAUUGCAAUAUUCUGUGAGACUCGAGCUGAAUGGAUGAUUUCGGCCCAGGCCUGCUUCAUGUACAAUUUCCCGCUUGUCACACUUUAUUCCACCCUUGGAGGUUCCGCCAUUGCCCAUGGACUUACAGAAACAGAGGUCACCCAUAUUAUAACAAGCAAAGAGCUGCUACAGACAAAGCUGAAGGGCAUUCUUCCUCAGGUCCCUCUACUAAGGCAUAUUAUCCUGGUUGAUGGCACAAGCUCGCGGCAAACAGACUUUCCUAAGAACAUCACUAUAAACAGCAUGGCUGCAGUCCAAGAUCUGGGAGCAAAGCAAUUGAACAAGCAGCAUUGCUCCCCAGUGGCACAAGACAUUGCUGUUGUUAUGUAUACAAGUGGCUCUACAGGCAUCCCCAAAGGAGUGAUGAUAUCUCACAGUAACUUGAUAGCUGGUAUCACAGGCAUGGCUCAAAGGAUAAGCAAUAUAGGAGAGACUGACACAUACAUUGGUUACUUACCCUUGGCCCAUGUCUUAGAGCUGAGCGCUGAGCUGGUUUGUUUCUCAAAUGGCUGCCGCAUUGGAUACUCCUCACCUCAGACCCUCUCAGAUCAGUCAACUAAAAUUAAGAAAGGGAGCAAAGGUGACGCAUCAGAACUUCAGCCGACUCUGAUGGCAGCUGUCCCUGAAAUCAUGGACCGAAUUUACAAAAACGUCAUGAGUAAAGUUGCUACCAUGAGCCCGGUACAAAAGGGUCUCUUCUCACUGGCCUACAACUACAAAAUGAAGCAGAUAUCCAGAGGGUACAGCACACCACUCUGUGACAGGAUUGUUUUUAGGAAAGUUAGAAAACUUCUGGGCGGGAAGAUGCGAGUUCUUCUUUCUGGGGGUGCUCCACUUUCAGCUGCAACCCAGCGUUUUAUGAACAUCUGUUUCUGCUGUCCUGUUGGUCAGGGUUAUGGCCUAACGGAAACCUGCGGAGCUGGGACUAUUACAGAAAUGUUUGAUUACAGCACAGGCAGGGUUGGAGCUCCUUUGAUCUGUUGUGAGAUAAAACUGAAAAACUGGGAAGAAGGCAGCUACUUCAACACCGACAAGCCAUUCCCAAGAGGAGAGAUUAUUAUUGGUGGCUCCAAUGUGACCAUGGGAUACUACAAAAAUGAAAUGAAGACCAAAGAGGAUUUCUUUGUGGAUGAAAAUGGUCAACGCUGGUUCUGCACUGGUGACAUAGGAGAGUUUCACUCUGAUGGUUGCUUGAAAAUUAUUGAUAGGAAAAAGGACCUUGUUAAGCUCCAAGCUGGAGAAUAUGUCUCUCUCGGAAAAGUGGAGGCUGCACUGAAGAACCUUUCAAUUGUUGAUAACAUCUGUGCAUAUGCAAACAGUGACCAAUCAUAUGUGAUCGGAUUUGUGGUUCCAAAUCAAAAGGAUCUAAUGAAUCUGGCAGAGAAAAGAAGUAUACAAGGGAACUGGGAAUCCCUCUGUAACAACCCAAUCAUGGAGAAAGAAGUGCAGAAGGUGUUGGCAGAGUCUCCUGCAGCAGCCACCCUUGAAAAGUUUGAAGUUCCAGCAAAGAUUCGUCUAGUUUCAGAGCCCUGGACCCCUGAGACAGGACUGGUUACUGAUGCAUUCAAACUCAAGCGCAAAGAGCUUAAAAGUCACUACCAAGAAGAUAUUGAAAGGAUGUAUGGGGGCAAAUAAAACCAGAAUCCCCUUCCUGAAGAAGCACCCUUUUGCUGUCAGAAUGGCAAGUUAUGAUUGCUGCUUUUGCAGCAACUGGGUGCAAGAGUCAAUCCACACAGAGAUCAAAAAUACUUGAAUUCCUCCAUCGACGGAAACAAAACAUAGGAAUAUUUUUUCUCUCUUGAGUUUGUUACAACUUCCUGGUACAAUGCUGAUUCCAAUAUUGAACUGACAGUUAUAUAUAUGAUAUGUGUACAUAUAUAUAUAUUUACAUAUAUAUUUUUGUCUGGACAAUUCUUCACUCUACCAGACAGCCCAAAGUAUGCUGUGAAUAUAAUGGCCUUCAGAACACAGGAGUUAGUGCAAUCUAUUGACUGUCUGUUUAUGCCUUAUGUGAUGGAAUCGUAAACAUGGUAAAUACACCAAGUAGAGACCAUUACCACCAUGCUAUCCUGUAAGAUGUGCAUGUGUAGGACCUCAGCCAUUUUGUGCAUGAGCUAUUCAGGUCAGUUUUGUAAAUGUUUUGUACUUGAAUAUUUGAGGCAGCAGUCCACUACGAUCAUUAUUUUUCUAUCUAUAUAUAUACAUAUAUAUGUGUGUGUAACUCUCUCAGGUCAGUUAUAUUUCUAAUAAUAAAAUCUCAAUAAAUUGCAAGGGUUCCCAUAAAGCAUAAUAUUUUCUAUUUUAUCUCUAAGCCGUUCAGCCUAGAAAAAAGAGGUGCAGGAAUUAAAGAAACCUUUUAUAUAGCCUAAAUCAACCAUGCAAGAUCUGGUAAACCAUCUCUUUUGAGUGCAAUAAAACAAGAAAGGUUGAUCAGUUCUACAAUACAUUUGAUUUUUAGCAGUGCAUACAUCAUUGAAUUAGUGAAAUAAUUUGUCGUUUGAUUUCUGCGUUUGACACUGCAUUACCAAAUUAAGUUUCAAUAAAUCAGAGCAUCUAAUAAAGGAUAAUAAACCCUCAGCAUCUUCAGUCAUUUCUGUUCUCUCCAGAAAUAUAUUUUCAUGAAAUUACCAUUUGCCUAUAUCUUACUAGGGACCUUCAAUAAAGGUUUCAGAAAAACUGUCCGCAGAUGUUUAUAUUUUAUAACUGACUCUUAAAGGGACUGUCAACGUUCUUACGUGCAGAAUUAUGUAACAUUAAUCUAGUGGUGCCUGUAAAAAAUGCCGUGCUGCUGCUGUAUUUUUACUCAAGUGUGUUGCACUGUUGAGCUAAAUCUGGUGAGUUCCCAUGCUGUGUAAAGCAGCCAACUGCUUUACCCUGCUCAGGAGCGCGCUACAUUUAGUUCAACUGUGCUAUUGAGGAAAAAAAAACAGAGCUGCAGAAGAAGAUGGCAAGGAAUGUAAAGUUUUUUACGAGCACCACUAGUUUAAUGUUACAUAAAUCUGCACUUAGUGCAGAAUUAUGUAACAUUAAUUAGAAUGUUGACUGACCCUUUAAAUUUAGUUUUUGAGACAGUGUCUAGUUUUUAAAAAAAAAAAAAAAGUUUAUCUAUUUUGGAUAACACUUUCCAUGCAGAAUAUAGAAAAUUAUAACACUACUCUCCAGUCUUUGUAUUCUCUCUAAAACUUUAGUGUAGACUCCUGUGUAAAACUUUUUUUUUGUGAUUUAAUUAUCUUUUUGUUUAUUGACGAAAUAAAAGUACAAAAUAUCACUCCAGUUUCCUGAUGCGUGAGUUGUUUCCAUGGACUGCUGCUUCAAAUAUCAUAUUUAAACUACAAACUCUGGAAAACAAGACGUGGUUUACAACUUAUGUAAAUUUAAAGUAUGCUUUGUAUAAAAAGGAAUUUAAAUCACUGAAGAAAUCCUAUAUCUGUAAGUUAUUUAUCCCACCCAGGUUUUCUAGCUAUGUCCUCAGAUGGGCUGGUUGGAUUUCUGAAUAGUGUACAAUAUGUAAAUGUGUUACCUUUUGUGACAAACAUCUUAUCAUUUUUCCUUUUAUGAAAUUACCCAUCUCUUUAAUUAGGUCUAAAAUGAAACCGUCCAAUACUACAUCUGACCUUUGUUAUUUAUCCUUGUUCAAUAUGCCCAUUUGUAAUUAUGAACAAUUCAGUGCUCAAAGGCUUUGGCAUUGUGUGGAAUGUAAAUGAGAUAUCAAAUGGCCAGAUUCAAAGAGGAUGAUUGUAAGAUGUUUAAACUGGGGGUUUUAUUUCUUUUAACUGUAUUUUGUUUUGUCUUUUAGUUUUGUGCCUGUGGAUAUAGAGCUCUUGGUGGUACAUUACCACUUGGGCUUGCAUGAUAUGGGUUGCGACACAUUUACAGCUUUUUGUGUGUUGUGUUCUUGCUUUAGGGAUGUGCUAAAGGUCUGUUUUUAAACUGUUUCUGUAGCAUAGAGCAAUGUUUAAGAAUUGUGAAAUCCAUUUCCGUCAAUCUAUGAAUUGGUUUGUUCUCUCUUUUUUUUUUUUUUUUUUUUUAUAUUUAUUUCUUAAAUGCUCAGUUUCCAACUGUUUAUAUAGGUCAAACUUUUCAGCAGCAGCUAUAUACUUUAUCUGAAUUUGGUAUCCGUGUACACUGUGAUCCCUUAUUAAACCUUUAUAAAUAUUU